Molecule: messenger RNA, 822 nt
Organism: Coffea arabica (coffee)
Lineage: Eukaryota; Viridiplantae; Streptophyta; Magnoliopsida; Gentianales; Rubiaceae
Biological process (GO): root development; shoot system development
Source: RefSeq, a predicted model, not a curated record
AUGGCAGCUCCGAAAUUCUCUAGCCACACUCGUUCAAUUAGUUUGCCUUCUUCUUCUCAUCCUCUUCUUGUGAAUGCUGAGGAGCACCUGCAACGGUUGAAGUCAUCAGAAGCUGCAUCCUCACCUUCACAUUCAUUGGCAUGCCAAAGAUUGGAUGCCCUCAAGAACUUGUACGAGUGUCUGGAUGAUGUGCUUCAGCUGCCUUUGAGCCAACAAGCUCUCUCAAAUGACCAAGAGGUCUUGGAUGGAUCUCUCAUCCUGUUGGACAUUUGUGGGGCAGUCAGAGACAUCUAUUCACAGGUGAAUGAAAGUGUCCAGGAACUCGAGUCAUCUCUACGGAGGAAAAGAAAUGGACAUCUGGCAGAUGAAGUUAACUCAUAUAUGAUCUCCAAAAAGCAGUUGAAUAAAAUGAUCAGCAAAUGCUAUAAAGAGUUGAAGAAAGCAGAAAAGAACUGCAACUUGACAUUAGUAAACAAAGAUUCUGAAAAGGUCCCUUUGGUUGACCUUAUCAAAGAAGUUCGAGAAACAACUCUAACAGUGUUGGAGUCCACUUUAUCUUUCCUUUCUCCAUCAAAGGCUGGAUCUUUGGUCUCGAAGUUAUUACGCAAGAAUGCAUCAUCUAAAGGACACUCCAAUAUUGCAGCAAUGGAACAAAUAGAAAUGGAGCUGCAUCUGUUAAACAAAAACAAGUCGAACGUAGAUGUAGUAAAAGGUCUCGAGGCCUUGGAAUCUAGCAUUCAAGAAUUAGCAGAGAUGCUUGAAAUUGUCUUCAGGCUGUUGCUGAAAACUAGAGUUUCCCUUCUCAAUAUUCUUAACCACUAG